Haliaeetus leucocephalus (bald eagle) is the source of this 2089-nucleotide messenger RNA. It is a transcript of the gene RNF166, whose product is annotated as ring finger protein 166. The record is from RefSeq and is a predicted model, not a curated record. Gene Ontology annotation, biological process: protein polyubiquitination; ubiquitin-dependent protein catabolic process. Gene Ontology annotation, molecular function: ubiquitin protein ligase activity. The transcript has 6 exons. NCBI's taxonomy places the organism in Eukaryota, Metazoa, Chordata, Aves, Accipitriformes, Accipitridae. The coding region runs from base 731 to 1225 and encodes 164 amino acids.
CCCCUAGCCCGGACCCUCUGUGGGGUGCACCCAGGGGUCCUUGCCCCCUCCCCAUGACCCCAGCCCCCUUCUCUCUCAGCACCCAGACUUGGUUUCUGCCCCUAGGAUCUCCCCUGGUGCUGGGUGGGGGUCUCACCUAGGUGGGAAUCCUGACCCAACCCGCCCCCUCAAUUUGGGCCACCCACGGGUGCUGUGCCCUGGCCCCCGGGAAGAGGCCACCAGUGGGUGCUGCUGCAGGGAGCUGGGGUCCACUCAUCACCCCAGCAUUUCGGUGACAUCUCUUUGUCCCCCCUUUCACAGCCUGUUUUUGGGACACCUUGGUCUCCCGUGGAGACCGUGGCUUUGCUUGGUCCCCCUCCACUCCCCCCCAGCUCUUUUGGAGCUGGGGGCACUUCAUGCCAGAGCAAGGAGCACCAUGACUUUGCCCCCCUGCCCCCGUGCAGCAGCAGAGGCUUAGCAACGUGUCGUUCCCCCCCUCCCCCUCACGCCGUUCUGGGUGAUGUGAGCUGGGUGGGCAGGCGGAGGGGAUGGGGACCCCUGUGACAAUUGACUUUUUGGGGACCGAGCUGCUUUGCCUCCUGCCUGGGGCUGCCUCCCUUGCGCUUCCUCUCCGCUGCUUUGAUUUCUCAUCUGCGUUCCUGCAGGCGUAAGGGACCUUGAAAGGAGGUUUUGUGGGGAGUGCCUGCAACCCUGCCUGCAAGUGCCAUCCCCGCUCUGCCCGCUCUGCCGCAUGCCCUUCGACCCCAAGAAGGUGGAAAAGGCUUCCAGCGUGGAGAAACAGCUUUCGUCCUACAAGGCUCCCUGCAGAGGCUGCAGCAAGAAGGUGACCCUUGCGAAAAUGCGCUCUCACGUCUCAUCCUGCGCGAAGGUGCAGGAGCAGAUGGCCAACUGCCCCAAGUUCGUUCCAGUUGUCCCCACGUCCCAACCUAUUCCCAGCAAUAUUCCCAAUCGCUCGACGUUCGUGUGCCCGUACUGCGGGGCCCGGAACCUGGACCAGCAGGAGCUGGUGAAGCACUGCAUGGAGAACCACCGCAAUGACCCCAACAAAGUGGUGUGCCCAGUCUGCUCAGCCAUGCCCUGGGGGGACCCCAGCUACAAGAGUGCCAACUUCCUCCAGCACCUCCUCCACAGGCACAAGUUCUCCUAUGACACCUUUGUGGACUAUAACAUCGAUGAGGAGGCAGCAUUGCAAGCUGCCCUGGCACUGUCACUCUCUGAGAACUGAGGGUGACUGUGGAGCAUCGGUUCAGACCCCCAUCAUCACCCCGUCUCCUUUUGCACACUCGGCCUUCCUGCUGGGGAGGCACAGAGCUUGUCAACCCCCGGCACACCUGGAGACUCGCUGCCACCUCUCUUCCCUCUCUUCCCUGGGCAAAUCCCACCUUGUUUAAGAAGGUGGAGUCUCUUUAGCAUCGCACUGAACCGGUGAGUGAGCAGAGACGUCCGCUGCUGGGAUGAGAGAGGAGUCAACGCCGAAGGGCUGGGAUCGUUCCUCGGUUAGGCAUUUCAUAUCCGUAUACGGAGUAUAUACCUGUAUCCAGAUCUAUUUAUUAUUAGAUGCUUUUUGGCACCAUUUGUCUUCAUGCUCUGUGUUGCAACUGAAUAGGUACGUAAAACUAUGAUGCAUUUUAUGCAGAAAUGCCCUACUUUGAAACUGCCAUCAUCCACAUCCUUUUUGAAAAGGAAGAAAACGGCACGGAGCAUCUUUUUUUAAACUCUGCAAGGCUAUUGCCAGAGACGUCGGUCUGUCCCGUCCCCGAUGCUGCAGGCAGGAGCUGCCUCCUUUGCCUGCUACUGCCCAGGCCAGGCUGAAUCCCAGGGCGAGAUGGUUGCCCUCGUGUGCCCUGUGAUGGCAGCGGGUUCGGAGGAGUCCAUGGGGACGGUGUCCGGCGUUCAGUGAAAUUCUCACCUUCCUCGUUUUGUACCGGCUCUUGUGAUACUGAGUUCUUGCAUUUUUCUACAUUAAUUGGCGUGAUGCCUUUUCCACGUUUUAUAGAGCGAGAACAGAAGCUGUUACUCUUCACACUGCAAUAUCCGUCAUCGGGGACAAGAGUAUUUUUAUGGAACAUUAUUAAGAAAGUAUAUUUUU